Molecule: messenger RNA, 753 nt
Organism: Microplitis mediator
Lineage: Eukaryota; Metazoa; Arthropoda; Insecta; Hymenoptera; Braconidae
Exons: 3
Coding region: 13-678 (221 amino acids)
Source: RefSeq, a predicted model, not a curated record
CCAGGAAACAUAAUGCAGCUGAACUUUUUAUUUUUACUCGCUGGUAUUCUCGUGUGCCGAUCUGCUGAUGCACUUCCUGCAAGCUAUGAUCAGCGUCAAACCGGGGAUCUCAACGUCCAGCUCGACUUUAAAGACAUCCAGGUCGUUGCGCUCGUGGACACCGAUCUUCUGGGGGACUAUGUGGACUACAAUUACUCUUAUGACUACGCCGACUUCACAAUAAAACCGAUCUCCAAACCCACGACUUCGGGUUCUACGACUUCAGUCGAGCCCUGGCACACCUGGCCAACUAUUCCUGCAUCUUCAACUACUUCAUCACCAUCAUCAUCAUCAUCAUCAUCAUCGUCAUCUAGUUCUGAAUCAGCAGUCACUUCAUCAACACCCACAGCAUCAGUAUCAACAUCAACAUCAAAAGAGUCCUUAGAAUCUGAAAAAACAACGAGCGCAUCUCCAAUAACUUCAACAACUCAAUCAACGACAGAAAAAAAAAUAAAAAAUUAUACAGAAAUAAAUCGACGUGAUUCGAUUUCCAAAGAAUGUCCGUCAGGAUACAGCUCAGAUGCUAAAGGACGCUGUCGUAAAAUAAUCCGUAGACGUUUAUCAUUUUUACCACUGAUGAAGUUGGCGCCAAAAAUCAGCAAAGAAGAAACCAGCAAAGACUCGCGUGUCUCAUCAUAGACCGAAAAAUAUGAUGACAAUCCGAGAGUAAAAAUCUAAUUGACCCAGAUCCUGAAUUUGUUUAAAGUUUUAUCG